AUGCCCUCCUUGCCAUGCCCCUCCUUGCCAUGCCCUCCUUCAUGCCCUCCUUGCCAUGCCCUCGCAUCUGCGUCCCUGCACUAUCCUUCCCAGUCCACUCUCCUGUACGCAGGCAUAGCAGCGGUCGUGCUCUCGCGCUUGCAAAUGAAGCUCCCACAGGCACGCAGUCAGAAGGGCAAGUCGCCGCCAGUGCUGUUUGCUGACGUGGCAGGGGUGGAUGAGGCGAAAGAGGAGCUAGAGGAGAUCGUGACCUCCCAGAGGAGUGCUGCUGGUGAGGGCGUGUGCUGUGCUGCUGGUGAGGGCGUGUGCUGUGCUGCUGGUGAGGGCGUGUGCUGUGCUGCCUGCUGGCUCAUGGUUGGGCCGCCAGGCACGGGAAAGACGAUGCUGGCCAAGGCAGUGGCUGGGGAGGCAGACGUACCCUUUAUAAGCUGCAGCGGUAGCGAGUUUGUGGAGCUGUAUGUGGGCCUGGGUGCGUCGCGAGUGAGAGAGCUGUUCGCGCAGGCAAAGAAGGACUCGCCGUCUAUCGUGUUUAUUGAUGAGUCACCUCGUUCACCUCGUUCCAUCCCCUCUGUCUCGAGUCGACUGAAAAGUCACCUCGUUCACCUCGUUCCAUCCCCUCUGUCUCUCCCUCGACAGAUUGAUGCAGUGGCCAAGAUCGAUGCAGUGGCCAAGGUGCGGGAUGGGCGCAUGCGCAGUGUGGGAAACGACGAGAGGGAGCAGACCCUGAACCAGCUGCUCACUGUGAGUGGGGGGGGUUUGAGAUGGACGGGUUUUGACAGCAGCACUGCAGUCAUUGUCCUCGCAGCCACCAACAGGGCAGACGUCAUCGACCCCGCCCUGCGCCGCCCAGGGCGGUUCGACCGGAUUGUAGCGGUGAGGAACGGUGGGGGGUGGUGUAGUGUGUGUGCAGAUUCGUUCAGUGUGGUAGCAUAG
This is a messenger RNA of Closterium sp. NIES-65, 933 nucleotides long. The record is from the annotation of a GenBank genome assembly. NCBI's taxonomy places the organism in Eukaryota, Viridiplantae, Streptophyta, Zygnematophyceae, Desmidiales, Closteriaceae.